AACUUCUGCCUCCCUCCAGAACUUUCCAUCUGCUUCUCUUCCGCCAAAAAGCAAACACCUUGAGAUCAAUCUCUCAGGAAAAGAACCCAACCAGUAUGGCCGCCGCCGCACCGCCUCCGCCGCCCUCCGAGGUCCCCGAGAUGCCGGAGCUGGCUCCUCCUUCCUCCCGCCGCCCGCUCUUCGCCCGGGUCCGCCUCGCCGCGCCCUCCGACGUCCCCCACAUCCGCAGGAUGAUCCACCAGAUGGCCGUCUUCGAGCGCCUCGCAGACCACUGCACCGCAACCGAGGCCUCCCUCUCCUCCACCCUCUUCAACUCCCCUCCCUUCCAGUCCUUCACCGUCCUCCUCCUCGAGGUCUCCCACCUUCCCUUCGCCCCACUUCCGCCGCCGCAAAACCCUACCGCCGUGCCCGCAUUCGCCCCGAUCGUCCACACGAUCAACCUCGACCUCCCCAUCGAGGACCCCGAGACCCAGAUCUUCGCUUCCGGGGCCGAGGGCAGCGGCGCCGUGGUGGCGGGGUUCGUCCUGUUCUUUCCGAACUACUCGACGUUCCUGGCGAAGCCGGGGUUCUACGUAGAGGACCUGUUCGUGAGGGAGUGCUACCGGAGGAAGGGGCUGGGGCGGAUGCUGCUGACGGCGGUGGCGAGCCAGGCGGCGAGGAUGGGGUACGGGAGGGUGGAGUGGGUGGUGCUCGAUUGGAACGUGAACGCGAUUAAGUUUUACGAGGAGAUGGGGGCGAAGAUUCUGCAGGACUGGAGGAUUUGCAGGCUGACCGGAGAGGCUCUCUCUGCUUUUGCCAACAUCGAUUACUGAAGAAGGUGACUGAAGAAAAAAAAAGUCGACAUUUUUAAUGUGGUGAAAUGAAAUGAAAAAGAUUCCAAGUCGCUGUUUUGUGUUUCUUAUUAGGUCUAAUCCGGUAUGUUGUUUCGUUGGGGAAUUCUGGAAUUGUCGUAAAGUGGGUCGAUGAGAGUCUGUCGUUUGUGUUAACUUCUGAAAGCAAUCGAAUGAACUCGAAGUUGUCUCUGUUUCGGCUUCUUUGUUAGCAGCAUCUGCAGGUGUAUUUAGUGCGGUUCAAGCGUGUCUGGAAUUCCAAGCUAAUUCGAUUCGGAAGCGAAGUCUGUAUUGGGCA
Rhodamnia argentea is the source of this 1128-nucleotide messenger RNA. Its product is annotated as probable acetyltransferase NATA1-like. NCBI's taxonomy places the organism in Eukaryota, Viridiplantae, Streptophyta, Magnoliopsida, Myrtales, Myrtaceae. Gene Ontology annotation, molecular function: N-acetyltransferase activity. The record is from RefSeq and is a predicted model, not a curated record. The transcript has a single exon. The coding region runs from base 96 to 812 and encodes 238 amino acids.